AUGGUUGCCUCCCUCUUCGUUCCUCGUGAAACCGAGCUUGAGACCAAGUCCAAGGGCAUAUCAAAAGCCCCAGCCAUCAGAAUGAGCAAGAAGAAAUCCAAUCCCAGGGCACAGCAGACCAAUUACGGGAAUGCUUGCAAUGCGGAGUCUUGCCAUCCUUACGAUCAGCACAUGCAAUACGAAAGAUAUCACCAUGUUCCGGCCCAACAGGACUCAAACUCCCUUGAAAACGAUUCCCUGGUUGCAGUCGGCAUUCCUGUUGCAAAGGGCAUUCCGGCUGUUCCUCUUUCUGAUGAAGAUGUACAAGUUGCCCUUGUUCACGCUAUUGACGCCGACAACUUCAACUUUCUGCGGCGCAUGAUGAUGGUAGGGUGGUUGCCCAAGAACUCAGCAGAGGUUUCUCUGUACUUCUCUGAAGACAAUUCCGGGGCUAAAAUGUUCCGAAUCGACCUGGUGCAAGCAUCUGCCCUUCACUACGCGAUCGUAUGCGGCUCAAUCCAGUGCUUUGCUGCUUUGCUCGUGGCAUUCCCAAGCUUCGUUGAUAACGCCUGCUAUUUCAAGGAAGGAAGCUCAGCCACAGGGGAUUUCCAGCAAGUGACCACGUUUGAAAUGGCUUCUUUCAUGGUUCACUUCACUCGUCAUGAUCCAAUCAAAAACGAGAAGGCGAAGAAGAUCGCGGCUAUCCUUGACUGUAUUCAGCGACUUCCAUGGACCCAGCCCCUGCUCGCACACGAUACAACUUAUGAGCGUUUGGUGGCGGCAGGAGAGGAUGGCAACGAAUUGGUCAAUUCUCUUUACUCCGCGGCACUGCCAUGGCAGAAUGAAGAAGCGCUGUUUGCGUCAAUCCAAUUAGAUGUUUUUGAAUAA
Guillardia theta CCMP2712 is the source of this 867-nucleotide messenger RNA. RefSeq lists its product as hypothetical. The record is from RefSeq and is a predicted model, not a curated record. The transcript has a single exon. Lineage: Eukaryota; Cryptophyceae; Pyrenomonadales; Geminigeraceae. The coding region runs from base 1 to 867 and encodes 288 amino acids.